Stomoxys calcitrans (stable fly) is the source of this 702-nucleotide messenger RNA. RefSeq lists its product as uncharacterized. NCBI's taxonomy places the organism in Eukaryota, Metazoa, Arthropoda, Insecta, Diptera, Muscidae. The record is from RefSeq and is a predicted model, not a curated record. The transcript has 2 exons. Bases 57 to 680 code for a protein of 207 amino acids.
UUUAAAGCGAAUGAACAGUCACAACACAACCAGCCAGUUGAACACUGCAACGGAAAAUGGCGCUUAAAAAUUUGUUUGUACUUUCUAUUGCCGCAUUAGUAAUUCAUACAAGUUAUGCUGCUCCCACUUCAGAACCCUCCCAGCCAAGUUAUGUUCCCUUUGAAUCACGCAACGUGGAUGAGUUAGCCAAAUAUUUGCUAGACAUAACCAUCCACAGAUAUGAUGCCAAAGCGCCAAUUGUCGAAACUCAAAUAAGACAUUUUAUGGAUGCCCUGGAUAUGUUGAUUGCCGAAUCAGCCGAUGAUAGUGUACAGCUUAACAACUACAAGAGAGUGCUGGAGGCCGCCAAGACUACUCUGAAAGCCAUAAAGGAAGAUUCUGAAAAAUGUGGCCUGUAUUUGGUCACAAUGUCUAAGCUGCAUCGUGUCACCAGUCUGGUUGAGGAAUUGAAGGGUGCACUUUUGUGGAAUUUUUGGACAUUAUCGAAUAUUGAUGAGAGAACAUUGUUUGUCACUCUAGGCCAUCAUGUGCAUAAUUUAGAGGAAUACAAAAAAUCAAAGAAGUUCUUCGCAGAAAAUUCACAACUUGCCACAGAAGCCAAAGAGAAGGCUGAACAAUUUGUCAAUGAAAAUUGUCCCAAUUAUAAAUCGCAUUAUACAGACGCAGCCAUAUCUCAUUAAAGUGAUUCAUAUGAAAAAAAAA